CCCACCGCUAUCUCCCCAUCUUCCAUGGCUCCCUUUUCACCGAAGCUUCCUUCCAAAUUCAGGCUUCGAUCCAUUAGUCUGCCUCCCAGAUCUCACCCCACCACCCUCCUUGUCGAAGACCGCCUCAGCUCCCUCAAAUCUCUUCUUUCUUCUUCUCCCUCCGUCCACUCCAUCUGCUCCGCUCUCUCUGCCCUCGCCGACCUGUAUCAGUCCCUCGACGAUCUCCUCCAGUUGCCUCUCACCCAGCAAGCCUUGUCUCAGCAUCACCCUCAGAAAUGGAUCGAUGACUUGUUAGAUUGUCCCGUUCGAUUCCUCGACAUUCUCGGCACCACCAGGGAUUCCAUUCUGUCCAUGGAAGAAGGCGUCCGUCGUCUUCAAUCCGCUCUGCGAAGGAGAAAGCUGGGAGAUUCCGGCAUCCUCGAUGCUCAUGUCUCCGCGUAUUGGAAUCUCAGAAAGAAUGCCAGGAAGAGUUCCACAAAAUGUGUUCUGCUGCUAAAACAAAUGGAUGCGUCGUUUGAAACAUUUCUGCCGUUGGAUCUCAACGCCCAUCUCUCCGCGGUCGUCAGAGUUCUCACGGAAGCAAGCCUGGUCACCGGCUCCGUCUUCUAUCAUCUGCUGAGCUUCCUGUGUUCCCCGGUCCUGAGAUCAAAGCCCAAUAGCAAGUGGGCUUUGUUGUCGAGAUUGAUGCAGAAAGGAGCACUCUUGAGUGACAGUGAAGAGGGCAAACUAAAUGAGCUGGAAAAGGCGGAUUCCGCGAUUAAUAACCUGAUGAUGAGUUGCCCCGCGCAGGAUGCGGACGUGGCUCAGAAGAUCCAGUGUGCCAACAGCAGGCUGGAGGAUUUGGUGGCGGCGAUUGAGAAGCUGGAGAAUGGGCUGGGGCUUUUGUUCAGGCAUCUCAUCAAUAAUCGGGUGUGCUUUCUGAAUACGGUUUCGCUGGGAUGAGGAAGAGUUAUAUAUAAUUACAGGAUGUGCAUCAACUCUAUAGGUACAGAAGAAAGCACUUGCAAUUUGAUGCAAUUGUAGAUUAUCCCUGAUAGUUGUACAAAGAUUUAUGAGUGAUACACAACUUUGCCUUUUAA
Messenger RNA from Neltuma alba, 1079 nucleotides. RefSeq lists its product as uncharacterized. The annotation marks the transcript as partial. The record is from RefSeq and is a predicted model, not a curated record. Lineage: Eukaryota; Viridiplantae; Streptophyta; Magnoliopsida; Fabales; Fabaceae. Gene Ontology annotation, biological process: shoot system development; root development. The transcript has a single exon.